UUUACAGAUUUCAUAUAAAAGCUUGGUGCAACAAAAAGGAAAUGCAUUCAUAGAAGAGAGGAGGAUUGCUUGCCACCUCAAGGUGAUAGUGGGAGCCAGUGUGCAGCAGUCCAGGCCCAGGACAGGGACCGACCGAGUGGAUGCCCCAGGCUGUGCGGUAGGGGCGACAGUCUCGACCAUGACUCGGCUGAUGCUGGGCCGGACACUGGAGCGCAUCUGCAAGGCUGUCCUGCUGCUCUGCCUGGUGCACUUCGUCAUCAUGAUGAUCCUCUACUUCGACGUCUACAGCCAGCGCUUCGACCAGAUCUUCAGCCGCUUCAACAACGGCCGCAACGCCAGCCGCAGCGGACACCACUACUACUACAACCUCAGCCGGCCCAACGCCACCUACACCAGCUACCUGGCCACCGCAGACCAGCUGCUGCCCACCGUACGACCCGAGGGAAACCACACGCCGCCCACUACCAAGCCCAUACCACCUUGCCCGGAGAUACCCCCUGGUCUAGUGGGCCGCCUCCUCAUCGAGUUUGCCUCCCAGAUGACGAUGGAACGAGUGCAGAAGGAGAACCCCAACGUGACGGAGGGGGGCAAGUACACCCCACCGGACUGCCGCGCCAAACAGAAGGUGGCUAUCAUUAUCCCGUUCAGACACAGAGACAACCACCUCAAGUACUGGCUGCACUACCUGCACCCCAUCCUACGACGACAGAAGAUCGACUACGGCAUCUAUAUCAUAACCCAGCUUGGUGAGGAAACCUUCAACAGAGCCAAGCUCCUGAACGUGGGCUACACCGAGGCCCUGAAGGAUGCAGAGUAUGACUGCUUCAUCUUCAGCGACGUGGACCUCAUCCCUAUGGACGACCGUAACCUCUACCACUGUUACGACCAGCCACGACACUUUGCCAUCGCUAUGGACAAGUUUGGCUUUAGGCUUCCUUACGCUGGGUACUUUGGCGGGGUUUCUGGGCUGAGCAAAAAACAGUUUCUCAAGAUCAAUGGCUUCCCCAAUGAGUACUGGGGCUGGGGAGGAGAGGAUGACGAUAUCUAUAACAGGAUCACCCUCAACGGGAUGAAGGUGGUUAGACCGGAUGUCCGGAUUGGCCGCUACAGGAUGAUCAAACACGAAAGAGACAAGCACAAUGAACCCAACCCACAAAGAUUCAAUAAGAUCCAGAACACCAAGAACACUAUGAAGAGAGACGGGAUCAGCACGUUAACGUACCGCGUGCUCCAGUUUAAGAAGUACCCUCUCUACACCAACAUCUCUGUGGAGAUCGGCAAGCCCCCGCCCCGGCCUUUCAGGGGAUAGACAGAUAGAGAGACCCGGCCUGGACAUGGAGAGGGAGGGAGAUGGGGCAGAGAACGAUAAUGCACAGUAGAGAGCCUCCAUCUCUGCCUCCACCUCCCUCAGCCCGACGCAGACCCAGAUACCCCCCCACUGACCUGGGCUAGGAGCCCGCCAAGACCCCUCACAGCCCACUCUGAGUGGAGAUGCACACCUGUUGCAGUCCAACACUGCUCACAGCUCAAUAGUUACAGCAGGCCUCCAACCUGGGAUGCUGAUUAGCUGACUCUGGGGGGACUAACUCUCAGGAAUAGAUGAA
Molecule: messenger RNA, 1604 nt
Organism: Oncorhynchus nerka (sockeye salmon)
Lineage: Eukaryota; Metazoa; Chordata; Actinopteri; Salmoniformes; Salmonidae
Product: beta-1,4-galactosyltransferase 2-like
Exons: 7
Coding region: 179-1309 (376 amino acids)
Biological process (GO): carbohydrate metabolic process
Cellular component (GO): Golgi apparatus
Molecular function (GO): galactosyltransferase activity
Source: RefSeq, a predicted model, not a curated record